AUGGCUUCCUCUUCUCAAUCACAACAAAAUCAAGGUUCCGUUGCUCAAAUCAAUCCCGAAGAAAGCUAUGUCGAACCUGUAAGAACCCUUCUCACUCCCAUCGACUCUCUAGAAGUUCUCUAUGAAAUGAUGGUGGAUUUUGAAAGUAUGAAAGAAAAUGCCUGUGACCUCACUCAAGAUGUUGAGUUUCAAGGCUGGGUAAAGUUCUUUGAUAGGCUUAUGGGUCAAGUUUUCCCUAAACUGGUAAAAGAAUUAUGGAUUCAUGCGACUGCUUCAAAUCACCAAGUUACCUCCUAUGUGAUGGGGAAUAAUAUUAUCAUUACUAAAGAUCUUAUUCGAAGACUCAUACGCCAUGAUGGAAAGGGCAUCAAGUGUACAGAUAUAGGAGACAAGAACGUUGAUCUAAAACGUGUCUCCAAAAAAAUCUUCACAUUUGGACAACCUUCCAACAAAUUCAAAGAGAUGAAAAGCCAUCUCAGAAUUUGGGAUAGAAUACUUCUGGAAAGUUCACCUCCCUCACUCACUAUUUCCCACCUAAAAACGAGUGUCAAAGAAACAAGAGAAGAUGUGAAAACCAAAAGAGACUGGAUUCCUCUAGGGAGACUCAUCUCAGAUAUUCUAACAGAAAACAGGCUAGUAGAACAUCUAACUGAAACACAACAAACUGAUGUUCUAGAAGCAAUCGCUGGAAAACCAUUCAACGCAAAGAAUCUCAAAAAGAUGAAGAUUAUUGAAGCAAUUAAAAAGGAUACCUCUUUCACCACCAAGGAAGUCAUUACUACCAAAAGGGUGCCACUAGAUAAUUUCCCUCUAUUCUCAGCAUACACUACUCCAGACAUUGUCGUCAGAUAUCUAGAAGCAUACAACCAACCAUGGGUGGAGAAACAUAAUUCAGAAGCUAAAGAAAAAUCUCCUGCACCUCAACAAAGGGUUGUGUUUAUAGAGAAAGACAAGUCUGCUGAGACUUCUUUUGAGCAAGCAGCGGCGGCAGCAAUUUUUGAGCUUCCCAAAUCUUCUGUUGAGGCCUCAUCCUCUCUGGUGUUGAAAACCCUAGAAGAACAGAAGAAGGAAAAUGAAGUGGUUAGAGCCAGGUUGGACAAACAAGAUGAAACAAAUUAG
Vicia villosa (hairy vetch) is the source of this 1119-nucleotide messenger RNA. RefSeq lists its product as uncharacterized. The coding region runs from base 1 to 1119 and encodes 372 amino acids. The transcript has 3 exons. The record is from RefSeq and is a predicted model, not a curated record. NCBI's taxonomy places the organism in Eukaryota, Viridiplantae, Streptophyta, Magnoliopsida, Fabales, Fabaceae.